Aureobasidium melanogenum CBS 110374 is the source of this 1356-nucleotide messenger RNA. RefSeq names its product Golgi transport complex component Cog5, putative. Gene Ontology annotation, biological process: intra-Golgi vesicle-mediated transport. Gene Ontology annotation, cellular component: COG complex. The coding region runs from base 1 to 1356 and encodes 451 amino acids. The record is from RefSeq and is a predicted model, not a curated record. The transcript has a single exon. Lineage: Eukaryota; Fungi; Ascomycota; Dothideomycetes; Dothideales; Saccotheciaceae.
AUGGCGGACGCAGAGGCAGAAGCGUCUUACAUUGACUACGAGGCAUUCGCAUCACCGGACUUCCAUGCACCAUCGUUCGCAAACACGCUUGUCCUUUCCACCAACGACGCCAAUGACACAUCCCUAGACCUCUCCACACCGUUAUCGCGUGUUUUGUUCGACGUACAAGAAGUCGACACACACAUCGAUUCUCUCACGACUUCAUCCGCGUUACCGCUACUGAAGCACACAUCGACCCGCGCAAAGGCCAGCACACACGUCCUCGACACUCUUGAGUCCCAGGUUCAGGGACUGCAGCAAGCAUACACAAGGCUACAUCAAGAUGUGGUGGAAAGAUACGAGCAGGCUGAACAAGUGCGUCUCGCAGCGGACAGAUUGGCCACCACCUUACGGCUUGCCAGGGCUGUCGCAAGGUGUCUACAGAUUGGCCGAACACUUGAGGGUAGCAUGGCCGAUACGGACAAGCCACGUGAGGGUUACCGAACUCUCGCACCAGCAGCUAGGCUGGUCCUAUCACUCAGAGAGGCCCUGGCUCCUGAAGACGUAGUGGAGGCUAGGUUAUUGGCACGUGUGAAUGCCAUCACCGCAUUACGGACAGAACUGCUGGACCCAUCCGAGCGAAGCUUGCUUGCAAAGGCACAACAGAGUGUGCGUGAGUUCAGCAUGUCAACUCUGACGGGCACGUCUGGAGGAGCAGGCUCGGUGUUUGCACAACACGACGACACAAGAGCAAGGACGUUAGCAGCACUACAUACACUAUACCUCCUUUCUCCAGUGAGUCUGCCGCCGAGAUCAUCCGCCGUACAAGGGGCCACCUUCAAUCCAACUGUACUUGUGGCGGCAUUGCAAUCGUAUUUGCAGACCUCUCUCACAGCAUCAGUCACUUCUCUAGCACGUGCUCUGGCUACGCUUCCAACUCUUGACCGUACGCUUCUCGACAUCAGUGCGAGAUGUCAAAAUAUAGUGGCAUUGGAGUCUUUACUGUCAACUGCGAAACCUCCAGUGCACCCUCUUCUACCUACUGCCCCCGACAGUACUACACCUGCUCCGCUUGAACCUCCAUCCAGCUUCUUGGGUCCUCUUCUUGCUGCUUUGGACACUUCCUCUCUACCAUCUUACUUUUGGCGUUCUUUGGCCUCGUCUUUGGCACCAAGAGUGCAAGAGAUCAUUGCCCGUGGAGGUGUCAGCGCACGAACUCUCAAGACGAAUAGAGACAAAGUACGGGACGCGGUCAGAGAAUGUGUGCAUAGAGGUAGUCAACUGCCGUCUUCAACAGGGUCGAAGAAGGUUGUAGGAAACUGGGAGAGGGAAGCUGCCGUUAUGGUCGGAAGUAUCAUCGGUUCUCUAGGCCGGUAG